CCAGCCAUGGCCGCGUGCAUUUUGAAGAAUGUCUCCAGCUGUGGUUUUAAAUUACUUUUGCAUACUCCAAGACAUGUAGUCAAGUCUAAUAUACGUGCAAGACAGUUCUGUGUGUCAGUCAAAGUACUUGCAGAUCGUUAUUACACCGACAAGCAUGAGUGGAUUAGUGUUGAUGGAAACACUGGUAGAGUAGGAAUUUCAGAUUAUGCUCAGGAUAAACUUGGAGAAGUGGUGUAUGUCCAGUUACCUGAAAUUGGACAAGAACUUGAAAGAGAUGGUGAGUGCGGUUGUUUGGAGAGUGUGAAGGCUGCCAGUGAGAUUUUCACUCCGAUGGCUGGUACAGUCACAGAAAUCAAUCAUCUUGUCUCAGACACACCAAAGCUCAUCAAUGACCAUCCGUAUAGUAAAGGCUGGUUAUUUGAACUAAAACUGUCGGACUCUAGUCAACUCAAAGAAUUGAAGAAUGAGGACCAGUAUAACGAAUACAUCAAAUCCCUCGACUAGACUCUGCCCUUUUUACAGAGUGCUGUCAAACCUCAGUAAUCUGACAAAAACAAAAUUCCUACUAUGUAGAUUAAUUAAUUGAUUAUUAAUUAACAAACAAGCUCUUCACAUUUUAUAUUUGACUGGACACUGCCACUACUACCAUUAACACAGAUAUGCUCUUAGUUUUUCAUCCUUGACUGGAUAACACUUUUUGUUUUCUUCUGACGUCAAACCAGAUUGAAAUUAUUUCCAAAAGUCAGGUACUUUUAGUGCAGUAAUGUAUAAUGUUCGAAAUUUACUUUUUCAUUUUCCAUAAUGAACUACAAAAUCAAGAAAUAGUAACUCUUAUACUUAUUGUUGAUGUUUUAUAGAAGAAAAUAUGAUUGAAGUUAAUAUGUAAUUGAUAACAUGUAACAGUUAGAGACUUGGACAUCAAAAUAUUCCUUUGCAACUUGCCAGACCUAAACACGGCUUCGGUGUGUUUUGGGCCUCAGUUGAGAAUAGUUUUCUGUUUAAUGUAAUAACAGUCUUCGCCAGGAAAGGGAAGUGGUCACUCCCACUGCCCUCCACACUCCCCUGUAAAGUUUUAGGUGAGCAGUAAACUGAUCACUUUGCAAUAACUUAAUAAAUUUCAUUUGAAACAAUGUAAUUGCUCGCCUAGAACCAUUUCAGGCGAGUGAUCUUCAACUCACCUUGAUUUUACUCAUGCCAAAGACUGGAUAACAAAAAGAAAAUAUCACUUGGAUUUCUACGUUGACGUUUUGAUAAUCCCACAUACAUACACAUUUUAGUAGAUAACUUUGAGCAGAAUUAUCUUCAUUAAUGAGUUGAGGAUUUCUUCUUUCAUUUUUGACGACUCUUCACGUAUAUAAACAAUUUUGUACAGAAACUUUAGCAACACUGUCUGGAUUAACGAGGUUUCACAGUACAGUAAUUUUUGUUUUCCUUUUCUUGUUUUUUUUAAAAAUAUUUGAUGUACAUGCUGGGUUCUUGUUUUGAAAACUUAAAGCCGGUUAGAAUACAGAUAAUAAGCAGCAAAUUGUUGCAUUCUGGCUUAUCGGACUUUGCUGAGAGCCAGUGACAAUGAUGUCAUAAAAAUACGAACCCAGACAUGAAUCUAAUUCAAUACUGCUGAUGAUCUUUUCAAUAAUAAACAUUUGUAGUCUCAAGGCCAUAGGAAGUGGUACGGUCGGUCAGUCUUUGAUCUUAUUUUUAACUUGAAAAAAUUAACAACAAAACCCCCAAACUUACUGCGAUAUCCUGCUUGAGUUAUAAUAUCGUCAAACUCUGUAUCAAAAACAUAAAUAUUUGCUUCAAAAUGACACAGAAUACAGCAAAAAGUAUUGCAUUUUGAAAAAACAAAUAUGGAUAGGGCAUUAUUUUGCAUCAUUCACACACAGUGAAAUGAAAACAAGCCUUACGAAUACUUGUUGGCUUCCUAUGGGCUCGGGUCCGCUAAAUGAAUGACUUGCGAGAAGCUGUAGUUUUGUUUAAGCUACAGGGAAGAGUUCAGUUCAGCUAUCCAGUCUUCCAUUCACCGUGCAAUGUAAAUGAUUUGUUAGUGAUCUUUUUAAUGUGUCUUUGCUGUACAAUGACUGAAUUUAACCUGUCUAUAAGGACCGCCCUAGAGACUUAAACAUUACUACAGGUAGAGUAAAAUAGUUUAAUGGUGACGGAUCUUGGUUUUAUCCUGUGAAUUUAAGAAGAAAAAACCUUGCUUUUGCCAAGUGAAAUUCAUUCUGAUUUGCUACUCCGAUUUAAGGGAUAGCUACACAGUUUUAUAGAAUAUGUCAUCAUUAACUAGCUGUUGGUUUUUGUUCUAUAGUCCAGCAAAAAGAAGGGGGAAAUUGUAAUUAUUCCUGUUGAUAUCCUGAUUAUGAUGAAACUGACAUCUUUUAUCAUUAACCGGCUAUUAGUUUUGUGCUACAUGUAGAUUUCAGCAAAUAAAACAGAGAAAUCGUAAUUAUUUUUAAUUGUUGAUAUCCUGAAUAUGAUAAAGGUGACGUCUUUCAUUUGAUUCUUUAAGUCACAUCAUGGCUACUAAAUUUACCUGUACCAAUAUCACAUGUGAUUUCACAUAGACAAAGUGCUAUAUCGACAUAAAAUGACAGUACAGGUGUGAACUAUAUAUAUACUUGUUUAUCCAGAGAAAUUUAAACAAUAUUUUGAAAUGUUACUUUACAUUAGAUGCUGCAGAUAUUUUAGCUUGUAACCAGUCUAAUUAAAAUUAGCUCCGCUAUUACAUGUGGAUCUAACAGCAGCCCGUUGGAGCUCAUGUCCAGUUGACCUUUCAUUCGAGCAAUCAAAACCAUACUUGCAAAAUCAUGCC
Molecule: messenger RNA, 2815 nt
Organism: Gigantopelta aegis
Lineage: Eukaryota; Metazoa; Mollusca; Gastropoda; Neomphalida; Peltospiridae
Product: glycine cleavage system H protein-like
Exons: 5
Coding region: 7-504 (165 amino acids)
Biological process (GO): glycine decarboxylation via glycine cleavage system; protein lipoylation
Cellular component (GO): mitochondrion; glycine cleavage complex; cytoplasm
Source: RefSeq, a predicted model, not a curated record